AUGUAUUUCCGCAAUCUUUUCUUGUCCCUCUUCUUGGUUUUCGCCGUCAGUCUCGCGCUGGUCCAGGCCGAGGACGCCCAGAAGGAUCCCCGUGGUCCUAAGAUCACCAGCAAGGUCUACUUUGAUAUCCAGCAUGGCGAUGAGUCCCUUGGCCGCAUUGUGAUGGGUCUGUACGGCAAGACUGUCCCCGAAACUGCCGAGAACUUCCGCGCUCUGGCUACUGGUGAGAAGGGCUUCGGCUACGAGGGUUCGACCUUCCACCGUGUUAUUAAGGACUUCAUGAUCCAGGGUGGCGACUUCACCAACCAUGACGGCACUGGUGGCAAGUCCAUUUACGGCAACAAAUUCAAGGACGAGAACUUCAAGCUCCGCCAUACCAAGAAGGGUCAACUGAGCAUGGCCAACGCCGGCAAGGACACGAACGGCUCCCAGUUCUUCAUUACCACUAUCAUCACCUCCUGGCUCGAUGGCCGCCACGUCGUGUUCGGCGAGGUUCUCGAGGGCUACGACAUUGUUGACAAGAUCCAGAACGUCGCCAAGGGCCGCGGCGACAAGCCCGAGAAAGCCGUCACGAUCGUCAAGAGUGGCGAGCUGGAGAUGGACAAGUCGGAAACCGAGGACAAAGAAGACUACGACGACAACGAACCCGUGGCUGCCGAAGAAGCCCCGGCGAACGACGAGUCCUCCUUUUCGAUGCAACCACUCCUGAUCUUCCUGGUGCUGGUGGCGGUGAUCGGAUUCUAUAUCAGCCGCCGCCGCAGCAGCCAGCAGCAGCUGCAGGAGGACAAGGAGUUUAAUGCGUAG
This is a messenger RNA of Penicillium canariense, 804 nucleotides long. Its product is annotated as peptidylprolyl isomerase. The transcript is spliced from 8 exons. Gene Ontology annotation, cellular component: endoplasmic reticulum; fungal-type vacuole. Lineage: Eukaryota; Fungi; Ascomycota; Eurotiomycetes; Eurotiales; Aspergillaceae. The record is from RefSeq and is a predicted model, not a curated record. Gene Ontology annotation, molecular function: peptidyl-prolyl cis-trans isomerase activity. Bases 1 to 804 code for a protein of 267 amino acids. Gene Ontology annotation, biological process: protein folding; protein peptidyl-prolyl isomerization.